Molecule: messenger RNA, 1455 nt
Organism: Echinops telfairi (small Madagascar hedgehog)
Lineage: Eukaryota; Metazoa; Chordata; Mammalia; Afrosoricida; Tenrecidae
Exons: 13
Coding region: 1-1455 (484 amino acids)
Source: RefSeq, a predicted model, not a curated record
AUGGAGUGUGGAGAGGAGGAGGCAGAGCAGGAGCUGCUGGCUCGUGUCCAGGGCACACUGGGCUCUGUGAGCCAGGGGCACAAUGUGGCGCUGCUUCUCCGAGGCUGCGAAGGAGAAACCCCUCGACUAGUGCCACAGCUGCUGCAGGCUCUGUUUGAGGAAGGGCUGUCCCACAGGGGCUCUGACAGAGUGCUCAGCACUCUGAGCCUGGUGCAGCUCAGCUCCAGUGGAAGGGCUCGGGACCUCCUUUCUCCAGGAACUGAGAACUUGUCUGUGCUGGAUGUGCCUCCCCUGGGCUUGGUAGUGGAAGAUGCCACUGAAGUGGAAGUACCUGGCCUCAGAGCUGCCUCAGAGCUGUACCUGCAGGUCACAAAGGGCGAGGGCAGAGAUUGCCCCCUGCUGCAGGUGCUGGCUGGUGCAGCUAUUGGUGAAAAAGUAGAGGGCUCUCUACCCUGGAUUAUCUCUUGGCUCCUGGGAGGAAACAACUACAGUUGCCUACUGCUUCGCCUGGAUCCCAAAGGCAGUCCCCUGAGCUUACUCCAGGCUGCUUUGUUGGGGGCUUCCAAGAGGAGGAAGGAAGUGAAAGUGGUGAAGCCCACCCGAUGGGACCCAGAGGAGGAGGCUCGGGCUCGCCGGGCUGGCCUGCGGACACUGCGUUCAGACCUUCUUGGAAGCACCCUGACGAGUGAUGAGCUCAAUCAGCUAAGCCGGGCACUUCGGGAACUACAGGUAGUAAAAACCUGGAACCAGCAUGCAGGACACAGGCUGCUCAGAGACGCUAAAGCAGCGGCAAUGGGGCUUCCAGAAGCACAGCAGGUGAUGGAUUCAGCAGUGGGCUGCAGGUCAAGCCCCCAGCAGGAGCCCCCAGGUAGGUCUAGGGCUUGGAGCGGAGCUUUGGGAAGAACAGCAGGUCUAAGGUCUGGAUCCGACCAAGAGCACCCUCCUGGGAAUUCUGAAGAACAGGCCCAGCAGGCCCCAGAGGUGGCCCUGCAGGUCUUCCUGGCCCAAGCCCGGAGACAAAGGUUACGAGAACAGCACCAAAGUCAGAUCAGAGAAGAGCUGAAGCACUUGGAACAGGAGGAGGAGGAAGUGGCAAGUGACCAGGUCAAAGGCCCAGUGGCUGGAAAGGUGAGGAGGGGUCAAGAGCGGCAGAGAUGGUGCCGGGAGUGCAGAGUGCUGAGACUGCAGCUGGAGGGCCUUCAGGCAGAGCGGGAUGCUGCAGAACACGACCUGGUAGCCCUCUAUGACCUGAACGUGCAGGCCACGCGAGCUCAGACAGGCCACGUGCUACAGGUGUUCCGGGCCUGGCGGCGGCAGUGGGAACAAGAAGCCAUGGCUACAGAGCAUCGCUACCGCAGUCUGCUGGCAGGCGUCCUGCAAGAUGCCAUCAACCUGGCCUCACAGAAUCAGGAGCUCCAACUCUGCACCCAGCAGCUGCAUCAGGGUGCAGACUAG